AUGGCAAAGGGUAAGAAGAAAGGUGGCAAGAAGGCAGAAACAUCUACACGUCCUCCUGUUCCUGCACAAGAUACCAAAGCUGAGAGUAGUUCAGCAGAGCUGACGGAUUUGCAGGCCUUAGUGAAUGUAGCAGAAGAAGCAGAGGCAAAUCCCGUGAUACCAGAUAAAGAACCAGAGGAGACAGAGGAACUUCCAGUCCAAGAUGUUCCUCGAUACUGUGAGGAGCCUAUUCUUAGUCAAGUUAUUGUAAAAAGCUAUGAAGGUGAAAAAGUCAAUGGAUUGUAUGAGGGUGAAGGAUUUGCACUUUUUGAGGGGGGAAAUACUUAUAAGGGCAUGUUUUCUGAAGGGCUUAUGCAUGGACAAGGGACUUACACGUGGGCUGAUGGAGUGAAGUACGAGGGAACAUUUGUUAAGAAUGUGCAGAUGUUUAAUGGCCGUUACACAUGGAAUGAUGGCAGCAUUUAUGAAGGAUCAAUUGAGAAUGGAAUUAGGCAUGGAUUUGGGUUUUUCAGGAGUGGUACUCGUCCUGUUUCUUACAUUGGCUAUUGGUGUAAAGGCAAACGACAUGAAAAGGGUACCAUUUAUUAUGAUGAGGAACAUACUUCUUGGUAUUCAGGCGACUGGGUAAAUGAUGUCAAAGAAGGAUGGGGAAUGAGACGCUAUAAGUCUGGAAAUAUCUAUGAAGGUCAGUGGAAGAAAAAUGUACGUCAUGGAAAAGGAAGAAUGAGAUGGUUGACAGCUAAUCAGGAGUAUAUGGGGCAGUGGGUGUAUGGCAUACAGCAUGGAUAUGGCACCCACAUAUGGUUUUUGAAGAGAAUGCUUGUGUCUCAGUAUCCUUUAAGGAAUGAAUAUGUAGGUGAUUUUGUAAAUGGGGAACGACAUGGACAUGGGAAGUUCAUAUAUGCCAGUGGAGCAGUGUAUGAUGGUGAAUGGGUUUGCAAUAAGAAACAUGGCAAGGGCAAGUUUGUCUUCAAGAAUGGCCACGUUCAUGAAGGAGAGUUCAUAGAUGAUCAUAUUGUAGAAUAUCCUGCUUUUCAAGUGGAUGUAGUGAAUGCAAAAAAGCUGGAUACCAUUUGCACAGGAAGUAAUUUUGGCACUGAAAACAUCACAAUCAUUAAUGGCUCAGAAGAGACUUCUAUUUUGGGAUCAAAUGUUGGGUUGGAUAUAUCUUCACUUCUUGACUUGUUGCCAAGGGAAGUGAGACAUGAAGAAGCGAAACAAGUAGAAUUUGCUGUUUUGAGGCAUAUUAUGGAACUGAGAAGAAUUUACACCUUCUACAGCCGCUUAGGCUCUGAUCAUUCUCUUGACAAUGCCUUCUUCAUGAAUAAGCUUCAAUUCUGGAGAUUUCUGAAGGACUGCCAGUUUCAUCACUCCAACAUAACUCUUGCUGAAAUGGAUCGGAUAUUGAGUGGUGAUCAAACACCACUUGAGGAGAUACAUUGUCCACAUGAGACUUUACUGUUCAGAACAUUUUUAUCUUACCUUACUCGUCUAGCAUUUCAUAUCUAUCGUGAAGAGCACAAAGAGAAGGGUCCUUAUCUGCAUAAGUGUUUCUUAGAAAUGAUGUCCAGGAAUAUUAUUCCAGCUGCCUGUCAUAUCCAAGGUGUCCUGUUUUCUGAAGAACAAUGUACAGUUGUUGCCAUGAGCUACAUAGACAAAUGCUGGGAAAUAUACAGAGAUUUUUGUAGACCAAGUACCAGACCUCCAUUUGAACCCACAAUGAAAAUGAGGCACUUCCUUUGGAUGUUCAAUGAUUUUAAACUUCUCAGCAAACAAUUAACUGCUUCAAGACUUGUGGAAAUACUUGUCAAAGAUGGUCCCCCUCUACCUGAUAGCAGUAGUACCAACCUGGAGGAGGAGAUGGUUUUUCUUGAAUUUGUUGAGGCUCUUCUUGAAUGUGCGUUGGUGUUUGUUACCAGUGAUAUGAUUAAGGAGCAAGUAGAUCGUGAGAAUCAGAAAAGAAGUAGCUUUAGAAUCGAGGGUCUCUCCAAGGAAACCACAAAGGUGUCUCCGUACCCAGAAUUUUCUCUGUCCCAGUGCACGUACAGCAGAAGUAUAAUUGAUACAGACAUAAAUGAUGAAGUUGAGGCAGCUGAGCUUUAUGCUUGCUCAUGGUUGUCUUCAAGCAAAAAUGUAUCACAAGACAAAAUAAAGAAACAUGAGCCACUGAGACCUUUUGAAGACAGAGAGCAUCCUCUUCAAGAGUUUCUACUGGGUACUGGCCUCUCAUUUCACACAACUGAUGGAGAUACCAAUGAUGUUCCGUCAUUUUUCAGCAGGGAUGCAGAAAAAGAACAAGAUUUCUGUCCAGCAAAGAAACUGACAGGAGAAACUAAAACUGAACAAGAUAAGAAAUUUAGUCUGUGGCUGUGUCAGAUGCAAAUCUUUCUUACAACUAAGUUCUUUCCUGCCUACCAGCAUGAAAAAGUGCUGAGGGAAAAAAUAAGAGAAAAUCAAAUACGGGAUGCUGAAUUAGCUGAGCUGAGAAAAAUCGAGGAUGAGGAGCUGGGAAAAGUUAUUGCUGAAAGAAAAGCAGAAGAGGCAAAAAGGCAAGCAGCAGCUGCAGCAGAAACAGCACUUGAAUCCAAGAGUGCAGAGUUGAUGGUGUUAGAGGAGCCUGUCACAGAGUUAGCACCCCCUCUGAAGGAAGAGGAGCCCAUUGUAGCACCCCCAGUUGUUACCAAGACACCUGCUCGCAAAAAGAAAAAGAAGAAAUAA
Antrostomus carolinensis (chuck-will's-widow) is the source of this 2718-nucleotide messenger RNA. Its product is annotated as radial spoke head 10 homolog B2. NCBI's taxonomy places the organism in Eukaryota, Metazoa, Chordata, Aves, Caprimulgiformes, Caprimulgidae. The record is from RefSeq and is a predicted model, not a curated record.